UUAUUUGUUCUUAAGCGUUGAGUCAUUUACGCCAGCAGGACGGCAAUCUCAUUCAUCAGUUCUUGUUGAAAACAAGAUUUAUUUUUUUGGUGGUGUAAUGGAUGAUGGUAAUUGUACAAAUGAAGUGUUCUAUCUUGAUUGGUCUAAACAAUUUAAUUCAGAGUUUCCGUCAUGGACCGACCUUACGUUAAAUUCAGGAUUAGAUUUUAAAAGUUGUUGGGCAACUGCUGUAUUGAAUGAUGAUACUAUUUAUCUUAUUGGUGGAAUUAUGGAUGAUCAAAAUAACGAUGAUUCAUUUGUCUCAUUGUUAUAUGCAUUUAACCCAAAAUCAGGACAAUGGAAUACACCUGCAAUUCAAGGAAAUAAACCGGAAAGACGUAGAAAUGUUCAAGCCAUUGCUGAUGACACCAGAAAUAUUUAUGUGUUUGGUGGAAAAACUGAUGAGAACUUGGGAUCAAAAAUUGUUCAAUUUUUUAAUGAUAUGUUAAUAUUAAAUGUUAAUGAUUUAACAUGGUCAUACGGUCCUAUUGCCAACGUUCCUUUAAAACGAGAUCUUUAUACUGCAUCAUUAUUAUCAGAUGGUAGGAUUGUAUACAUUGGAGGUCGAGAGCAAUAUGCUGAUAAUACUCAACAUGAAAAAUUCCCAAUUUACAACGAAAAUUAA
Messenger RNA from Funneliformis geosporum, 664 nucleotides. The record is from the annotation of a GenBank genome assembly. NCBI's taxonomy places the organism in Eukaryota, Fungi, Glomeromycota, Glomeromycetes, Glomerales, Glomeraceae.